AUGAUGCAGGAUGAAACUCCGCGAUACAUGGCCUCCACCAGCUCCUGGCAGCAGCGGGCACGAAGUCCAACAGGCGGCCAGCGGCAAGCCGAGCGAAGCAAGCGACGGCAGUUCUCCUCUGGGCAGCUUGAAGUACUGCCAAAGGAGGGAGAGACACAGGAGCACAGAGGCAGUCCAUCUCUCGAGGAGCUCCAAAGAGUUCAGAAGACCUUGGCUGCGCGGCUAAUCAAGCUGGACGAGGGUCUCCGUGAACGAGAUUCGCAGCUUGCAGAGCUGCGAGCCAGGUACCAGGAAGUGCAGAAAACGAACGAGGAGUGGCGCAGCCGUGCCUGCAACGCUGAGGAGGAGAUGGCGGUGCUUCGGCGCAUGUUGGAGGAACGGACGGAAGAGAUCCAGAGGUUGCAGAGCCAACUGUCAGAAGCGGUUGCUGGGCGCUGA
Messenger RNA from Symbiodinium sp. CCMP2456, 438 nucleotides. Lineage: Eukaryota; Dinophyceae; Suessiales; Symbiodiniaceae. The record is from the annotation of a GenBank genome assembly.